AUGCGUACCAACUACAUUUUCUCGGCUCUUGCCCUGGCCCUUCCCGUAUUCUCGGCUAGCUCCACUAGUAAGGGCUGCUACUCCGAAGUUGAAUCAUUCAAGAGUCAAGGUCCCUACACCUUCCAAUCGCCAGGAUACUGCCAGUCCGAAUGCGCACGCAAAGAGUUCAAGAUCGCUGCUCUCAGCCGUGGCAAUGUUUGCUACUGCGGCGAUAAAGUCCCCUCGGACUCCGCUAAGGUCGCCGACGAUAAGUGCGACAUGACCUGCCCUGGAUGGCCUGACGAAACCUGCGGCGGCAAGGAGACUUACAACGUCUUCGAGGCGAAUGAGGACCUUAAAUCCUCUGGAAAUGCCACAUCUAGUGCACGCAUUCCUGCCACCGCUGCUGGCGGAAUCGUCGUCGCGCCUUCGGCAACUGCAACAUCAACCGGUAUUAUGACCGCCAACGCUUCCAAGUCUGCUGCCUCUGGCUCUGGCGCUUCGUCCACUGCCUCCCCCACGCCCACGAACAACGCUGCCGGAACAGUCCGUGCGGGCUCAUCCCUUCUCGGUGCUGCUAUUGCGGGUAUGGGCUUGCUUCUGUGA
Messenger RNA from Penicillium griseofulvum, 585 nucleotides. Its product is annotated as WSC domain-containing protein. The record is from RefSeq and is a predicted model, not a curated record. Lineage: Eukaryota; Fungi; Ascomycota; Eurotiomycetes; Eurotiales; Aspergillaceae. The coding region runs from base 1 to 585 and encodes 194 amino acids. The transcript has 2 exons.